AUGGAGCGAAAAACAAAGACCGUAUUCCAACUAGAUUCUCCAUUCACGCAGAUUCAAUGGCCAGAAAUCAAUCCAGAGCAGCAAGAUACUCUCCUUGAACUUCUAUGCAGUAUACUCUCCCCAAUUGGGAAACACCGCUUGAAAUACGCCGCGCCCUCGAAAGGGAAGCGUGACAAGAAACGGAAGAGGAAGGAAGCAAAAUUGGCCGAAGUCCCUUUGGACACAUCGAAGCCUCCAGUACCUAACAUCUCAUCUUUCGUGGUGGUGGGGCUCAAUAGCAUCGUUAGACACCUCGAGUCUUCCUCCAAAGCUUCCAAGCCAGAACAAACAAGGGAUUAUUUUAUUGAGGUCAUAAAAGCCGACGAGCUCGCCAAACCGCAACCAUCCACACACUUCUCGGCAAUCUUCGUCCCAAUAUCCACUCAACCAUCAAUUCUCAACGCCCAGCUCCCACGACUCAUCGCAACGGCAUCGAAAGAACACCAAGGUCUCCCAGCGACACGGCUGGUCCAACUACCGAAAGACUGUGAUGCUCGACUGUGUGAAGCUCUGGGGCUUUCAAGAGUAUCAUUCAUUGGUCUCUUAGAAGGUGCACCACAUUCUAAAGCCUUGGUGGAAUUGGUCAGGAAGUCUGUAUCGGAGAUCGGAGUACCGUGGCUUCAAGAGGCAAAAAAGGGGAAGUAUCUGCCCGUUAACAUUAACGCCAUUGAGACGCUUGCACCGCCCGUGAAGGAUAAAGAGAAGAAGAUAUCUUGA
This is a messenger RNA of Lachnellula hyalina, 756 nucleotides long. RefSeq lists its product as uncharacterized. Gene Ontology annotation, molecular function: ribonuclease MRP activity. NCBI's taxonomy places the organism in Eukaryota, Fungi, Ascomycota, Leotiomycetes, Helotiales, Lachnaceae. The record is from RefSeq and is a predicted model, not a curated record. Gene Ontology annotation, biological process: intronic box C/D snoRNA processing; nuclear-transcribed mRNA catabolic process, RNase MRP-dependent; tRNA processing. The coding region runs from base 1 to 756 and encodes 251 amino acids. The transcript has 3 exons. Gene Ontology annotation, cellular component: ribonuclease MRP complex; cytosol; nucleolar ribonuclease P complex.